This is a messenger RNA of Chara braunii, 4448 nucleotides long. NCBI's taxonomy places the organism in Eukaryota, Viridiplantae, Streptophyta, Charophyceae, Charales, Characeae. The record is from the annotation of a GenBank genome assembly.
GCGGAAGCCGCGGAAGUGACGCGCACCUCGUGUCAAUCAGCGUGACGUCCAUUUGCCACGUCAUCAGUAGCGGCGUUAUCAUCACGUGAUCGUCAGUCGAUAAGGAACGGAUCGUCAGUUGAUAAGGAACGGAUCGACGGAAGAAGUGUCGAGGAAUAAGGGGCAGAUUUCCGUUGGCUGCUGCUGUUGCUGUUGGCCAGGAAAAUGACGAUGACGACAACAGCUACGCUCUCUCCGCAGACUCCAAUUCUGCCGCCGGGUCGGAAAUGGGACUCCGCUCGGCAGUCGUUUGAGAAAUCAAUGGAGCCGAAAACUUGCGUGAUCGUCGACGCUUUGGUCGCGAAGGUAAAGGCUCUGACGCUUCUCGAAGGGCAACAACAGUCCGAUGGCCUGGGUGGUGUGUAUAGGUCAUCGACUGGAAACGUGUAUGGAACCACGAAUGGACACGUGUAUGGAGGGACGCCUACCGGACAUUGGAUGGGCACGUGUGCAUCGGGAACACCGACAUAUCGAGGAAGUGGAGGGAUGGCGGGAGGAGGAGGAGGAGGAGGAGGGGGAACGACUGCUGCUUUCACAUGUAUCACACCCAUGAGAAAGAAGGAUGACGGGUGUGGUGGUGGUGGCGGCGGGGGUGGCCUUGCGGAAGCGUGCCACAUGGAUCUUCGAUCGGGAAUCAGGGCUCCGUUGGUGGGUAAUUUCAUGCAGAUGCAUGUGCCGCCGGUGAAGGUCGUCGAGAUUUCGCAGGAUAGUAGUAACAGCGGAGUAACGGGAGGAGAAACUUCCAGGACGGCGUCUCCGUCGUCGUUCCCUCUGAUGACUGGUGAGUUGGUGAUUGCCUCUGGCGAUUUGGUGUUUGAUUCUGUGAAACAGAAUGCCAAAAAGAAACUGGAAGCCCUGGAGCAGCACUUGAAGGACCUUAAAAAUGAAUGCAAUUCAAAGGCUGGAAGGUUGCAGAGCAGGCAGGACGAAAUGGAGAAUUUGAAGGCUGAACUUGCAUCCAAGGCCCAAGAAGCAGAAAGUCUCGCAAAAUUGCUGGAAGAGAAGGAGGGACAGCUCCAAUGUUUGCGAAAAGAGGUGGAUGGGAGCAGGAUAGGGUUGCAACAGCAGGUGUAUGCAGCCCAGAAGGCUUUACUGGGCUUGCAAAGGAGCUACCAGGCUUUUGCUGAAGAUAUUCGCAGAACAAUGCAGGGUUAUUCGGUACUUGAUGAUCCUGUAGCAGUGAAGCUGAUGGAAGUGGUGCAGAAGCUGGGCAUUGAGCAUGAAGAUCUGAAGAAGAAGUUUGCGGCAGAGUGCGUGGAGAGGAAACAGCUUUACAACAAAGUCCUCGAGCUAAAGGGGAACAUUCGUGUAUUCUGCAGAUGCAGACCUCUGAGCGAGGCAGAAGUCAACGCAGGAGUUGCAUGUAUUACAGAAUUCGAUACGAAUCGUGAUGAGCUAUUUGUGAGGACCAAUGUGAACGGGGCCCCCGCCAAGAGGUACUUCAAGUUCGAUCGUGUCUUCGGGCCGGCCGCCACCCAAGAUGAAGUAUUUGCGGACACAGCACCUGUGGUGACGUCCGUCCUGGACGGCUACAAUGUGUGCAUUUUCGCAUACGGGCAAACGGGAACGGGAAAGACUUUUACCAUGGAAGGCACGGAAGACAAUCGGGGAGUAAAUUAUCGGACACUGGAGGAGCUGUUUCGUAUUGCUGGGGAGAGGGAAGGAAAGGCCACAUAUGAGAUCAAAGUUAGCGUUUUGGAGAUUUACAAUGAGCACAUUCGAGACCUACUGGCGCCGCCACCCCAGUUUCCAGCCCCUCCUAAGAAGCUUGAAGUCAAGCAAGGGCCGGAUGGUGGCCACUGGGUACCUGGUCUCGUUGAGACCGAGGUCACUAAGUUGGAUGAAGUUUGGGGUGUGCUUCAGAGCGGCAGCAAGAACAGGGCUGUUGGGGCAACGAACUCGAACGAGCACAGCAGCAGAUCACACUGUAUGCUGUGUGUCUUGGUUAGGGGAGAGAACCAUAUCACAGGAGAAACAACAAAGAGCAAGCUAUGGCUUGUUGAUUUGGCGGGAAGUGAACGGGUGGGCAAGAGCGAGGCCCAAGGAGACAGACUAAAAGAGGCUCAGGCGAUAAACAAGUCUCUCUCAGCCCUUGGGGAUGUUAUUUCAGCUCUCACCACAAAGACUCCACAUGUUCCGUACAGGAACUCAAAAUUGACUCAUCUGCUUCAAGAUUCAUUAGGUGGGGACUCGAAGACGAUGAUGUUUGUCCAGAUAAGUCCGAACGACUAUGACGUUGGAGAGUCCAUCUGCUCUCUGAAUUUUGCAAGCAGAGUACGGGGGAUCGAGCUUGGACCGGCCAAGCGCCAGAUUGACGGAGGGGAGCUUGUCAAGUACAAGCAGAUGGUGACCACAUCAAGGCAGGAGAUGAGGUCCAAGGAUGAGGCUCUUAAGAAGCUUGAGGAUAAAAUGGCUAAAGCUAUGGAAGCCAUGGAAGCAAAGUUAAAGGGCAAAGAUUCGGCACUUGCCGCUCUUGGCGAGAAGGUCCGCACAAAGGACUUGGCCCUUGCAGAUUUAGAGGCACAGCUAUCUGCCGAGCGCAAGGCAUUGAAAGAGGCCAAGUCAUGUCAAGCUGAAGCAGAGGAAAGGGAAGCGCGGGCGCAGCAACAGGCCGUGGAAGCAAGAGAGGCAGAGAAGCAGGCUCAGACCACGCUGGAAGCUAUGAGGGCCCAGCUGAAAGAGGCACAGGAAGCCUUAGCGGCAGCUCAGGCGGAGGCUCAGGCGACCAUCACAGCUGGGACAGUGUCGGCUGCUGAGCGUCGGGUACUACGAGAGUCACAGAUUGGGGCUUUGUCAAGUGCUGCUGAAAUGGGCGAGGAUGCCGGGGUGUCUGUAUCGAUGUCGGGUUUGGAUAAGAAGAAGAUAGCGUCCUCUGUAGUCUUCCAGUCCAUGGGUCAAUCGGGAUGGAACGAAAACGUUGAUCCUUUGAGGGCAGAUGUGUCCGAGUCAAUGUCUGUGACACAAAGCACAUCUGUAUCGAAUCUUGUGGCUCCCAAGAUGAGACUCAUUCAGGCACGUGGCAACUCCGCUAUUCCGUCUCCGCUAAUGACCCCGUCAAGGGUACGGAAGAUGUCUGGGACAACUACUGCUUACAGUCUUCAGCUCCAGGCAUCAGCUUCAGGGUUGAAGAUUGCUGUACCUGCGUUUCAGAGACCCGGAACGGCCUCAGCAGGAAGCUCAGCAUGCUCAACACCAAAUGGUUCUAAUCUCGGCGAUGACCAUCGCUUGUCUGCUCCCUAUGGAAAUGAUGCAACGCAAGCUGUUGAUGUAUCUGGAGGCGAAGACGUUGGGGCAUCGGGUGCAGGCACGUGCAAGGGCAUCCCGGGCUCGAUGCUGAAGGCCGCAAUGCCUGUGGAGAGAGUAUCGUGCACAGGAGGGAAACCGGGUAAGAAUGAUGGUGCAGAACGGAACGACGAUCCUGCAAAGCGGAGGAGGGCAAGUGAGCAUGCAAACGAGCCCGGUCACAGAGCUAAUUUAACCGCUACAAGUGUUCCGGAGCUCAAACCGAAAAGCAUUGGAAUGGGCUUGGCACGGCUUGCUUCUGGGCGAGUCCCAGUGGCACCGGUCGGUCCUCCACAGCGUGUGAAAGCCCCUCGUGCAGGGGGUGGUGCCGUCAAGCAGAUUAGAGCUCUGGAGAUAAGGGAGAAAAGAUGGAAUAAAUGAGUGGACUCGCUGGUGCAGAAAUCAUAACAAUGUGCUGUGCUGUGAGUGGACUCCUCGAUGGUGCAUGGAGGGCAGGGCGAUAACACGAAUGGAGCAGUGGCUCUGCGGGAGAUGUGGACGGAGGAAUGUGGGAUUUUUGUUCUGGAGCUGAAUGCAUGUGCUUGUCACAUUUAUUUGGGACUAUGACUGGGGGUGAUCUACUUUUGCAAGUGUCUUUUCAUUUCAUAAGCUGUUCUUCUAUAGCUUGUUAAAAGAAGAGAGUUCUGUUAUGCUCUGACAGCCGGUGGUCGGAGGGUGGUUCCCUUGAUUAACUCGGUAAUGGCCGGAUUGAUUUCGCUCAGGAAAAUGAGUUAGACAGGAGGCUGAAGAAACACUGCAGGACUUGGCUGAUGUGGGUGAAGUGCUGUGAAUGCCUGGAAUGCGAUUUUGAGAUGGAUGGAUGAAUGACUGGAAUAACAGAGGAGUUGCAGGGAAGUGAGAAUUGCAAUAUUUCACUGCAGCUGGGAGCCAAGGGGGUGUUGUGGACUCUGAGAGGAGUGUGUGUGUGUGUGUGUGUGUGUGUGUGUAUGGAGAUGUGUAGCUGUGGUGUGCUCGUGUGUGCACGUAUGUGCAUGUGGAUAUGUCUACAUUUGUGUGUGUGUGUGUGUGUGUGUGUGUGUGUGUGUGUGUGUGUGUGUGUGUGUGUGAGAGAGAGAGAGAGAGAGAGAGAGAGAGAGAGAGAGAGGGAAUAAAUCAGUUGGGUUUGU